AGCGCCUCACUCCGCCCACACCAUUAAACUGUAUUGCACUCGCUACACCAGCCGUACACACUACACGUCUGAGUCCGAAUUAUCGCGACUUAAAAUCACCAAUAGUCAUGUUUUGAAUGUAUUGUAAGCCUAAAACCUUUUAUCAGGACUUGUUUUAUUUACAUAAUCGUGCGUGGGACUUACAGAGGAGGAAGAGGAGUACAGAGCUAACGCUGCUAGCCGCUUUAUUCAUAUAUUAUUUUUGACAUCCGAGAGGCGGGGAAUCUAAAGUCAAAGCCGUGUAAAAAAUCGAGACUUUUGGAUGCAUUCAAUCAACGGCAGCGUUUCAUUUCAUAGUCGCCUUAACUCGGGAAUUUUGUUUUCCGGAGAAAACAGCAAGAAGCUAUCGAGGAAUUACAUGGAUUACCUGUGUUUCAGGACGUUGUGCUGUAAAGGACCUCCUCCGCCCAGACCAGAAUAUGACGUAGUUUGCAUCGGUCUGACGGGUUCUGGGAAGACCAGCCUGCUCUCCAGACUUUGCAGUGAGGCAACAGACAACAUCAUCCCUACCACAGGUUUUAGCAUUAAAGCUGUCCCGUUCCAGAAUGCCAUUUUAAAUGUCAAGGAACUCGGAGGAGCAGACUCAAUUAAGAAGUACUGGAGCCGGUACUACCAGGGCUCUCAGGGGGUGGUGUUUGUUUUGGACAGCGCUUCGUCGGAGGAGGAUCUGGAGGUGGCGCGUACAGAGCUCCACUCGGCCUUGCAGCAUCCGCAACUCUGCACGCUUCCCUUCCUCAUUCUGGCUAACCACCAGGACAAACCUGCUGCCCGCUCUGUACAAGAGAUAAAGAAAUACUUUGAGCUGGAGCCUCUGGCACGAGGAAAGAGCUGGAUUCUGGAGGGAAGCACAGUAGACAACAUGACCGCGGUAAAGGAGAGCUUUGCUCAACUCAUUCAUCUGCUCGAGGAGAAGGACCAGGAGACAGGCAGGAUAUGACCUGAGAAAAAUCCCACAUGCCCCUUCAGACACUACCACUCACCAACUCACCACAGGCCAGCACAUCCCGGUUUCACAUGGCCGUCACCAUUACUUUAACUCUGUUACUGUGGUGAAACCAAAUGAGCGAUGGAGAAAUCAAAAUCAUGUGACUUUCGUAAAAAGAUCCUCACGUAAGGAUUCAUAUCUGCAGAAAAAAAGAAGGUACCUCAGCCCUGAAGUUUGAUACCUUCUUUCAAACCACACUUAUUAACCCAGAACAAGCGUUCGACACACAGUUACCAGUCAAAUGGUAAUAUCUGUCCUUUUUCACACAGAUCUAGUUGCACAUCGCUACUAAAUAGAUGAUGUAAUCAUGCGCUUGGUCACGUAGGGUAACUGGAAGUCAUGUAGUGUAUAGUUUGUUUUCUUAGAGUGCGGUUGUGCUUGUGUGAAUGCGAGUUUGCGAGAGAGAGAUGUCAGUUUGUACUUUUAAAGCCUUAAAGUGAGUGCUAAUGUAUUUUUAAAACAAACGUCUCAAUGUGUUCUCACGACAUUAAACCGUCUUUAGAUGUAUUUCCAAUAGGCCGUCUUGAAUAUCUGUGGCUGUGAAGUGAAAAGUGGAGUCUUAAAAGUAAAAAAUUCGUCAUGUAAUAUCUCUGAACUGCAUGGAGCCGCACUCGAUUGGAAGCUUUGAACACUUGUUUUGUUGGAUUUUGGAUCAAUGAGGAAGGGAGAUGUUUUGAUAACUUGGUCUAGUAUUAUUUUAAAGCUCAUCUAGCUUUUUUAUUUCGGAUGAUAAUGGUUGACGAAGCCCUACUGAAAAUAUGACACCCGGUUUGACUUUGUCUUUUCACCAAAGACACUAAAAUCACAUUCAAUCCUUCUAAAUGAAUCGUGACAGAGCCUUCGAUUUUUUUGUAUGCAUGAUGUACUCGCCAUGUGCUUGUUUGGAUGAGUUUUUUGUAUUUCUGCUGGCCCUGAAUGUAAAACACUCUCUUUUUGCAUAUACGCACCCCUCCUCAAGUCUCAAAAUCCCAUUUAGGUGAGUUUGUAGACAUGUAAAUGGAGGAGGAAGCUAAAGCAAGAGUACAGUUAACCAAAUCCUUCAUGUGCCACAUCACUUCCAAAUGCAAAUAUCCUUUGAAAUCCACCUCGAAUGCAUAAUCAUCGUCAAACUUGGGCAACAUCUUGUGUUUUAUUUAUAUCUACUUCGAUUUUAUACCCUCCGAACCGAUUCAGCUGCCUUUUUGUAAUUUAGAUAUUUGUACAUUUGUUACAGAUUAGUCUCUGGGAAAGACAUGGAAAGAAAGAAAUAAAAGUCUAGAUGGACUUUUAGCAGUUUACCAUGGUGGCGUUGCGUCAUUCACAUGUUUGUCAGUGUUUAUGUGUGUUUAUGCAUAAUUUCCACUGAGCAACAUGGAAAAUAAAGGCUGGAGAAGGAGAAA
This is a messenger RNA of Danio aesculapii, 2403 nucleotides long. It is a transcript of the gene arl15b, whose product is annotated as ADP-ribosylation factor-like 15b. The coding region runs from base 302 to 976 and encodes 224 amino acids. The record is from RefSeq and is a predicted model, not a curated record. The transcript has 5 exons. NCBI's taxonomy places the organism in Eukaryota, Metazoa, Chordata, Actinopteri, Cypriniformes, Danionidae. Gene Ontology annotation, molecular function: GTP binding; GTPase activity.